AUGUCUUCACAACGCAAUCGAAACGCCCCAUCCCCAAUUAAGACGACAAGCCCUCAUCUGACACCCCCCAGGUCGACUCAAUCCUCCACGCAGACAGGAGAUGAAUCCUUUCAUGGCACCUUGGUUGAAUUGUCCGCCGCACUUGCCAUUCUUGAGGCGGUUGAACCCCAGCGGGAGUCCUCUGAUAGCACUGGGUAUGAUUUAUUAGAAGUUAAGCAGUUUGAGAGCGCAUCUAAAGCCGAUUUCAAGAAAGACUUUAAUAUGAAGCUACAGGAGGUACUCUGGGCAUUUGCCGUCAUGUUCUCCAAGUCUAGGACAAGGAAACAUGUUGUUGCGAGUGUCCUACGAGAACAGACACAAGAGGACGACAACUCAAAGUCCCUAUUCACCCUGUAUCUAACCACGAAUCGUGGGUUCUGGCCCAAUGAAUACGACGAACACAAGAGGAAGUUGGAGAAUGCGGCGAACUGUGACAAGACGCCGCCCAGCCUUCUUGGUGCUUUAUGGGAUGAUCUGACUGACUUCUGCUUCGAUCGAAUUGAAGAGUAUGCAGAGCAGGCAAGGAAGUGCUUUCUGGGCAUCCCUACAGGCGAGUAUGAGCCGACAAUUGGUUUAGAGUCCGAAUGCAAAAAGACAUUCGAUGAUAUCAAAGGAUGGUGCCCUAAUGUAUAUGAGUUGCUCAUUGAGCUCAGAAGGGACCUCAGCAAGGACUCAUGGGAUCAAGCCGAACUCGUUAACAAGUCUUGGGAGGCAUUACUAGCUUUAUCAAAGAACAGUAGUCGAUUCCCAGUUCUGCGCAGUCAUCGGCAAUGUGCCAAGCGACGUGACCUUAUACUGAAAUCAGUCGAGAAUCUCGCCAAGGUUCGCAAGGCAUAUCUGAUAUUUGCCAAGUUUGGGAAAACCCUACGCCAAAAAGGGGCACACCUGAAGAUUGAACUUCUCGGAAAGACGUAUGAAAGCGAGGCCGAAGACGCCAUCGACAGACUAAUAAGUGACCAAAACGAUGACGAAAUGAGAAAAUCCACAGAGCGAGUGAAGAAAGCGAUAAAAGGACAGAAAGGUACGCUGCCACACUGUGAGAUCCAGAUGUUGAUGUACUUCUCCAGAGCAGACAAGAAAGGCGUCUGGAACCUGAUCGGAUGCAGCAAGCGUCCCUGCUACGCGUGCUCGCACUUGCUCGCAGCCUCGGGUUUCCUCUCCAGCAAAAGCCACGGGAAAGCGUACCAUCAGUACUUCUCAUCGAUCGAGAACUGGCUAGAAUGUGAAGGCAACGAGGCCUCGAAAGCGGCUAUAAAGGAGCUGAGGAGGAAAGUGGUGGAAAGCAUACAGGGAUAUGGGGAAAGGAAACAUUUCAUUCCGUAUACUGAGCCGGAUUCGCCCGUGUUCCAAGACUGGCUCUCUGAAGACCUUGAAGAUUUGAAUAUCACGUCGUUGACAAAAUAG
Xylaria bambusicola is the source of this 1443-nucleotide messenger RNA. RefSeq lists its product as uncharacterized. NCBI's taxonomy places the organism in Eukaryota, Fungi, Ascomycota, Sordariomycetes, Xylariales, Xylariaceae. The record is from RefSeq and is a predicted model, not a curated record. The coding region runs from base 1 to 1443 and encodes 480 amino acids. The transcript has a single exon.